AGAAGAAAAACAAAAAAAAUAUAUAUAUAUAAAAAUUAUGAAUGAAUUUUUAAAUACAACAACAAUGACACACUAUAACAAUAACAAAAUGUGUAAAUAUACUACAAUAACAAAUAAUAACAAUAAAACCCAUAGUCAUCACUACAACAUGAGACUACCAAAAGGAAUAGGAGGAUUAUCUCAUCAUUUAUUAUUUGUCGUAUUCAUAAUAAUGAUACAACAAAUACAGUUUUUCCCCGGCUGCUCAGCUUUAGUUUUUAUGAUGACACCACCAUCACUUACUGACAACAUAGCAGCUGCUACUGUACCAGAAAAUUCACAGAUUUUGACAGCUAUGACACAGACAAACAUGAACUUAACUACCGAUACGGCAGCGUCGCCGUCGGCAGUGACAACAGCCAUAACGUCCACCCCAAUUUCAACGAAUUCACCACCCCAACGUCGUCCACCACCACGUGUUGUUCUCAAUAAGUGCUGUUUGUUUGGUGAAUAUUUAGAUAAAUCAAAGACUUGUGUGGCGGGUAGUUCAGAACUUUGGAUACCUUUGAUUUAUCUAAUAAAUCGUAAAAAACAUCAUGAACCUCCAGGUACAGCUCCGAAAUUUAUCACCUUUGAAGAUAAUAUAUUUCCUAUAAGUCGUGCCCGCAACAUUAAUGAGAUUGUAAGAAAUUCCACUGAGGAUGAGGUGACCUGCACUGUGGAGGAUUUAGAAUUGAUAACGGGUAAUCAUAAUAUAGUACUAUUUUCCAAUGGUUCUUUAUUCUUGCCCGAAAGAGCCAUAUCAUUGCCACCCUCACGUUAUUGUGUAGAUCAACAAGCAGCCUUGGUAUGCUUUCCAAAAUCGAAGGAAACUCUUCCUACGCUUAAGCUUAAGAAGUGUUGUGGUCAACAUGGAGCCUAUGAUGAUGAAAUGAAAAAAUGUCAUAUAGAUGCUGGACAUAAAAGGAAAUUAAGUAUUACCCAUUUGGAAGAAAAUGAAUAUCAAACCAUUUAUGGUUUUCCACAAUGCAAGACGGGAUCAACAACAUUUGCUAUAGCGGGCGACUGGGAAGCUUCUCAAUUGUACGCGGAAUCAGGACAUUUACACUUGCCCACGCACAAAUUGAAUCUUUCGUCUAGUGAUUAUUGUUUGGAAUAUUUACGCACAAAUAAUGGAUCUUCCGAUUCCUUAAAAAUAUUUGCUUGUUUACAUCAUUUUGGGCCAGAGGAUGAAUAUGGCACCAAUGAUUCUAAUAGAAGACAAAAUGCAGCUUUAAGUUUUGGUCUAGUCAUAUCAGUGGUGUUUUUAGCAGCCACCUUGGUGGCUAGUUACUUAAUGCCUUCGGUACAUCAUGUUCUACACUGGAGAUGUCAAAUUUAUUACGUAUUUUGCCUAUUCAUAGCAGAGCUGCUGUUCUCCUGGAUUCAAUUGUCCAAGACUAUGGUUUUACAUGAGGGUCUUUGCAAUUUGGUGGCCAGUGCUAUGCACUUUUUCUUUCUGUCUGCCUUUUUCUGGCUUAACACUAUGUGUUUCAAUAUCUGGUGGACAUUUAGAGAUUUCCGUCCAAGCUCUUUGGAACGUAAUCAAGAACUAAUAAGACUGCGUCUGUACUCAGCAUAUGCCUGGGGUAUACCACUACUUAUAGCCACCAUAGCGGCCUGUGUUAAUCUUAUACCAGAGUCUUCCCUUUUGAGACCGGGUUUCGGUGAAAGCAAUUGCUGGUUUAGCGGUGAACGUUUAUCAAUAUUUGCCUAUUUCUUUGGACCCAUAGGCAUACUCUUAACCGUCAAUAUAAUGCUGUUCGUCUCGACCACACAUCAAUUGACCUGUGGUCUUUGGAAGCGUGAUGAUGUCAAAUCAACUACAGAAAAAACUGCCUUAGGAAAGGUGUGCCUCAAGUUGGUGGUAGUCAUGGGUGUAACCUGGAUUGUUGAUGUUUUAUCAUGGAUUGUGGGUGGUCCACAGUGUUGGUGGUUUGUCACCGAUUUCAUUAACGCCAUACAAGGUGUUUUCAUUUUCCUAGUGGUUGGCUGUCAGCCACAAGUUUGGGCCGCAUGUAAACGUUUCUGUUGCCCUCGUUCGCGUGGAGAAAUAACAAAUACCACAAAUGGCGUACAGCAUUCUUCAUCUUCGCAAGGUUUACCAUCUAUGGCUGCAUGUGGUGGCGAAAUAACACAAAACACUUCAGUGGCUAAUACCACAAUGAAUGGAGGAGUACACAACACUUCAUCUAUAGCGAAAAUUCCCAUGGAGACUGUGUGCUAACAAAGCAAUGGCAACUAAAUAUUAUUGGAAUAAAAUACGCAGACAAUAAAGAAAAAGAACAACAACAACAAAAAA
Molecule: messenger RNA, 2320 nt
Organism: Lucilia cuprina (Australian sheep blowfly)
Lineage: Eukaryota; Metazoa; Arthropoda; Insecta; Diptera; Calliphoridae
Gene: mthl1
Product: probable G-protein coupled receptor Mth-like 1
Exons: 2
Coding region: 38-2245 (735 amino acids)
Biological process (GO): cell surface receptor signaling pathway; G protein-coupled receptor signaling pathway
Cellular component (GO): membrane
Molecular function (GO): G protein-coupled receptor activity
Source: RefSeq, a predicted model, not a curated record